Molecule: messenger RNA, 7053 nt
Organism: Cryptococcus amylolentus CBS 6039
Lineage: Eukaryota; Fungi; Basidiomycota; Tremellomycetes; Tremellales; Cryptococcaceae
Exons: 8
Coding region: 1-7053 (2350 amino acids)
Source: RefSeq, a predicted model, not a curated record
AUGUACCCCAGCAACAACGUCGACUACUCCUAUCUUCCCACUCCGACAUCCCUGCCCAGCAAACCUCCUCCCCGACCACAUGCCCUCGACCGAAACUUCCGCUUUCCCCUCCAUCCUCCCCCGCCUCAACCGAACUUUCAGAGAGGGCAACAGGGCCAUGGUUUCUCUCCCUCGAUGUCUGUGAAGGGGAGUCUCGAAGGAGCAGGCUUAGGAGGUGGCGAGCGGCAUGAGCGAACCAAUACGCUCCAGCUCAACCCCGGAGCGCCAGCAGAAUGGGCAGACAUGGGUUAUGGACCGCCUGUGAGCGCUGUCGGCGGCUUGAAAUACGAUCGCUCGCCCCUUGGGCACGGAUUCGCCCCUUCCGUCCAGCAUCACUCCAACUCGCUCCCCAUUCACUCCCCAAACUCGCCUCAUGCUCUUCCUCAGAUCAACACCAACAUCUUGCUCACGCCGGGUUUGACGCCUCCCCCAAUCAACCGAGCUUGGACCCUCGACUCGUCUAGUCGUUCAAACUUGUCGCCUUUGGCACAAAGCCAUGGCGGGAGGAAUUUGACGAGGUCGCCGUUGGCGUAUGAAGAUGGGCGAGCUGGCGCUAGUUCGCCCGCACGUUCGAUGGUUUCGUCUGCUCGCUCGGCGAAUGGGGACGGGCCAGAAAGGGGAGACAGAAGGGUCUUUACUGCUCCGUCCUAUACGUACCAUACCGGCCCGGGUGGACCCCGCUCUGAGCGACUGGCGCAUCCCAUACCGGAGAGGGCUCCGAAAGGGCUUCGAGGAAGGAUCGGUGGGCCGCCCAAAGCUGUCCUAGGCGGGCCAGGAGGCAAGACGUUUGACGAAAUGAUGACGGAUCAGGGCAAGGGACUCCAAAGCCCAGAGAAAGCUUCUGGAGGGUUGACACCUUCUCCAAGGCCUAGCAACCGGGAUGGCUCGAGUCAAGGUGGGGAUGAAGAGGAAGAGGAGUUGAAGUGGAAAGGCAACAGGGUGGUGGUGCGUAUGCCGCACAAGGAAUACAACCCUCCCGAGUCGCCUCUUUUCGUCAAGGAUCCCGAGGAGGAGGAUGGAGAUCAUACACCUGUCGAGCAGUUGUCGCGAAAAGAGGCAUUCCCUUGGCCUGCUGCUCAGGUCAGGCUUUCGCCAGAGUCCACGCCCUUACCUAUCUCACCCAGGGAUGCUGAGCAUGAGGAUCCAGGAGAAGCGCUGAGUAGAGUGCCUUCGCCCGAUAUAGACUGCGACGUUGAGACGGUAUGGAAAGGCAAGAAGCUGGUCCUUGCUAUCCCCGAACCAGAUGCGUGGGGCAGCCUGGCUCAAGAGCGGGAUGAGCGCGAACUCGAGAAGAUGUUGGAUGAGAUGGCGGCUGCUGAGCAGGCGGAGCUCGAUGCGACGCCAGAUGAGAAAGAAGACGAUGAAGUGGAAGAUGAAAGGAUCGAAGAAGUCCUCGACGACGCGGAGAAGACAUUCGACGCGCACGGAUCUCCGGAGGAAGGAUCAGCAGGGGGCCUCCACCGCGCGUCCACGUCAACCACACAUCACCCACCACUCUCCCCAUCUCAGUGUCCUCUUCCCCCAUCUCCCAUCCCGGCCUCGCCACCCAUGUCGGCCAACUCCCAAUUCUCGGCCAAACGCUCGCAGGGCGGUCUGCAGAUGAACAGCUUUGCCCGCAGGCAGCUGGGCGGCUUCCUCAAGCAGGCGGCAGGGGAGAGUGACAAGGAGGCGAGGCCAAUACUCAAGCGGCCGACCCGAAGGUUAGAGUCGGUGGAUAUACCACCUCUCGCGGUUAAGGAGAUGAUUGUGGGUGAAGGUAGUCCGGAGGCUGGCCCGUCUCAAGAAACAGUAAAGGAGGUCACUCAACCAUCAGUCGAAGCCUCGAUUCCCUCAAGUGAGCUGCAAGAGUCAGAGCCGGAAAGAAAGUCUAGUGUCGAUGAAGAGGAAGGGAAGCCCGUCAAGGAUGAAGCUAUACCACUGCCUGCAUCGUUGUUGGACUUGAAGCGAAGGGCCCUUGCGUCGUCUUUAGCGUUGAAGGAGAAGAAAGAGAAGGACAAGGAGAGUGAGAAACUGCCGCCCCAUCUCCGAGAUGCUCGAAACAGCGUGAUCCAAUCUAUUGCUUCAUAUUCGACCAACAAGGCGAAAACAGACCCUCCAGCCAUCCCGGAAUUACCAGCUAUCCAAAACACCGGUGAACGAGCUGCAAUCACGUCACAAAACGCUACUCUCUCCGCCAGUGUACCCACUGCUAUCGUUGAGGAAGUAUCCGAAGGACGUCCCGAGUCAGAUAAACCAAUCAAAAGACAGCGCGCCGUCGAAGAAGGUCUCCAAGCAUCGGAAAGAGCUCCCAUCAGCAUACGAUUUGGCACCUCGUCAGCCCCUGCCCCUAGACCCAGUCUACGUCCUACGGCGGCAUCUUUCAAGCCUAAAGAGUCAAAGGGCAUCGUCUUUGGGGCCGCCUUGGCGCGAGAUGCCGAAGAACGUUCGUCCAAGGCCUCAAGGGCAAGCACCACUAGUACAAGCUCGAGCAAGAAGUUGAGAGCUGCAGCUUCAGAAUUUGUACCCCCUUCUCGAAGCUUUGCAUCUGAGAGCGCAAACUUUACGUUCGCCAUGCCCUUCGCUACCAUUCCCCUGUGGAGCCAGGGAGGUCUUAUCGAUACCCCAUGUGGUACAUCUAUCGGCGAUGCUCCAGCUUUCCACAGACUCAACUUUGUAUCAUCUUCAGCAGUACCGUUCAAGCCCGCUUCUCUCCGAAAGGUGUCCAUCACCUCCAUUCCAUCCUCGUCUGCCCCUCGCAGGGUUGACUCUCCAGCGGAGUCUGUUGCUACCACCACCGCCAGCGAAGCCAAGAUGCGCGCUUCCGCUCCCAUCUUCACCCCAGGCGCCAAAUCAAGUACAAACUCUUCCCCUGCUUUCGCUCCUUCCAGAGUACCAUCCACAACCCCAUUAUCGACAGCCACCAAGAUCCGGGCUGCUGCUGCGGUGUUUAUGCCGGCGAGCUCUAUUGGGAGUGGUAGUCUGCCAUCCUCACCGGUUAAGGGUAGUUCGCCAACACCUUCUAUCAGCUCGACUACUUCAAAGACGGUUUUAAAGCAUGAUGCCCCUGCGUUUAUCCCUUCGUCUGAGAAACGGAAGCGAGCGAGGGCAGAAGACUACUUGCAUAGAGAACCUUCCGAAAAGACUUCCAGUGAGAUGGAGGUAGAUACAGCUCCGAGGGAGAAUGUCAGUGCUUCAACUGAGAGCGGUAUCCAGACAGUCGAGGCGGGUGAUGAUGGCAAGGUUGGCAGCCAGGUCGUCAUGCCCGUCCCCGCCGAGGAUCCUGCACCCGCCAACGAAGGGCAGACAACAGACCAAGUGCAAGGCGAUUCCAGCUCGCCCAUCUCCGCUCCUUCAAGUGCGUUCGACACCACCACCGCAGCGCCAAGUGAGACUGCUGAGGUUUCCUUGCGCGAGAUGGACGGCUCGCACCAUGAUGAAGAGGUCAAGCUGGUCAUUGAACAGGCAGAUGGUGACGCUGAGACCAGUAGGCUCUUGCCAGUCGAACAAAGCGUCAUCCACUUUAGGCGAGAAGCCUCGCCCAUGCCGUCGGCGGGUACCGGCAGGCCUGACUCUCUUGGAAAUUCUGAAUUGAGCGAAGUUCCUUCUCUUUCGGAAGACGGUCGUACCCCUCGUCCCUCCCUUGCGACAAGACACUCGUACAAUUCCUAUCGCCCUCGCGAUACCCCAGACAUAUCCUCGAGUUUGAGCGAGCCCACUGUACCCCUCGAUGAUGUGGUCAUACAUCCUUCUCAACCGCUGCCUUCCCACCAUACUGCUCAAAUCCACGAGAAAUCACCUUCCAUCACUAUGCUUUCGGUAUACGCUUCGGAUGAAGAUGAUUCAACCGAGCCGUUCGCUACUGCCAUCGAGGCAGGAACCGAAGACGGUGAAGGAGUUGAGCGAGAGAUGGAAAGCAUCGCCACGCCCGAUGUUCCUUACACUGCUAGUACGCUCAACGCGCACUAUUCUGAGAGUGAGGAGGAGGCUUCUGGGUCGGUGAGUGGGACAGUCCGAGAGGCAGAGUUUGCCGACGGCGUUGAACAGUCGACUCUCUUCGGGAGCCAGAAAGUAGGAGAGGCACCCGGAGGUAGCAACUUUGAGUUCACGUUUGGCGAGCUGUCUCGGUCCUCUCCUUCCUCUUUGGAACAAAUCGAGGAGCAGAAUCGUCCCCAAGACUCGCUGCAGCCAACGCUUCUCGCCCCAGCCGCAAACGCCGGACCCCCUAGGUCUUUGCGGUCGUCGGCUCCAAAUCCCGAGGUGUCUUCUAGGCCCUUGCUAUUAGCAGCGCCAAGUCCUUACGUGCCCAUGGUGGCGCUCGACUCAGAAGAAGCCGCAGACUUCAAACGGUUCAUGGAGUAUUCGAAGAUGUCGGAAUCACCGAGAGCCGCCUUCCCGGACAACCUUCCUGAUGUUCCCGCGACCUUUGAAGGUCCAGGUGAACAUUUCGAGUAUUCCGACGAAGACAACGGUGUUGAGACUAUUCAGGCAGUCGAAUCUCGAGAAUUGGAAGGCGGGGAUAAUGACUCGUCGCAGGAGAACCAAGUUCACGGCGUUGGAAAUCUUUCUCAGUCUACCGUCGUACCUUCAGGUCAAGUGUCACUGGCUCCCGAGGAAUACGAAGAGUACAAGAGGUUCACAGAAGCAUCUCGAUCCCAUGGGCCUACCAACAGCUCGCCUCCUUAUUAUCAUGGGAUCGCUAAGCCUUCCCCCGAUCACCCUUCCCAAGACCUUACACACGAUCUAGACUCACGUAGUCCCAUUGUGCCCGGCAGGGAAAUGCCAGAAGAGCCCUCGACGGUUGUGGCUCUGGCACCUGAAGAGAUGGAGGACUUUAGGAAGUUCACGGAGUGGAUGUUCCCUCUCAACAGGCAGUCAUCGGGGUCGAACUCGUACGCGCUCGCUGCCGAUUUGGCUUAUGGAUCAACGGUGUCUUCCGAGCAUCCUCACCCGUCUCAUCCCACGCACGUACCCUCAUAUUCUCAAGUGAUCUCGUCCGCGACUACAACGGAACCCUUCGGUGCUGCCUCGGAACACAGCCACCCGAGCCUUACCAACUCCCCUGCGGCCUUCCCUCCUCCGACAUCAUUGAAUACCUCGACAGACUUUGUCAUCCAGGCCCCGCCGAAGGGCAAGGGCAAGGACAAGCUGCUGUCUGUUGAGGCUAUUGGAAGGGCGAUUGGUGUAGAUUCGGAUCUGAAUACACCCGCGACUGGGUCCUACUCCUACGAGGCGAGCGGGGUGAUGAAGAUGCUAGAAGACCUGUGCCAGCAGUAUGGGAGGAAGGACCAUAUCAGCUCGAGCCCUGGUGGGAUUGGAGAAGAGAUACUGCAUUCUGUGCAUGUUCUCACUGCCCAGCAAUCUGAGUGGUCCAGUUAUCUUAUCGAGAAGCUCACUUCUGCGCUAGAAGACCAGACCCAGCUGUUGACGACGCUGAAGCAAAACAUGUCUGCUCCACCAGUAUCGCCCAGUGCCUAUCCAUCGACUCAGAACGAGGAUGCGAAGGGAAACACCAGGCAAGAAGAAAUGUUUACAGCCAUCUUGACCAGCCAGCACGCCAUCCUGUCCAAAUUUGACGAGGUCGCUGCUAUCCGUCUGAGUUCCACGGAUGACCUUCAUACGGCUAUUGCUGCUUUACACGAAGCCGAAGACGCCGCCAAGGAUCGCUCCAGCAGUGCGCAAGCGAAUACAAAGUCCGAAGUCCGAGUCGCAACUCUAUCCACCGAGCUUGCCUCUACAAAAUCUCAGGUGACAUCUCUUGAGGCUGAAAUUGGUAUACUCAAGCAGCGUCUCAAGGACACUCGUUACGAGAGGAAUGAACUGCGAGACACCAUGGACGCAAAAGAGAAACAGCUGCUUGGGGCUAUCAUGUCUGAAGAGAAGAAGAACGAAGAGAUGGACAGACUUGUAGCCAGAGCACUCGCUGCCGAGCUCGAGAGAGAUGCGUUUGCCAAGAAAGUAAAGGAGAUGAGACUCGAUGAGCUCGAAGAUGAAAAGGAGCUCAAAAAGCUGCAGCUCGAGAUGCAGACAGAGCGUACACUGGCUGCUUCAGCUCUCACAGACAAGGACGAGGCUUUGGCCGCACUUCAUUCAGCCCUCAAAGAGACUCAGCAAGCUCUCGCAUCUACUCAAUCCCAGCUUGCCAUCGCUCUCCAAGCCCCCCAUCCCGCUCCUACCCUCAAUCCCCCCGAACCAUCACCUCUCUUGGUCUCCACGUCCAGUGCUCUUGCAGAGCUGAGCCAGUCAUCGUACAGCUUCCACGAGGAAAUCAUGGGCAGGAUCAGCAAGUUGGAUGACGACAUGCACGAGUCAAUGGGGUCUAGGGUGAAGGAGUAUGGGGAAGCUUUGGGUGAGAACAGGAGGUUGACUGGAGAAGUGGAUACUCUCCAAGAGAAGUUGGAAAGCGCUUCGCGCGAGCGCCUCAAUCUGGAAAAGGACGUCUUGCCUAAACUCUCUGCACUUGAGACCGAGCAUGUCCAUACCGUCGUGUCGCUACAAUCCGAGACAGCUCGUCGAGAGGCAGCGGAAUUCAAACUCGCGGAAAUGGAAAAGAGGCUGAGUGCCAUGCAAGAGCAGACCAUGAGAUGGCAGAUUGAGGUAGCCACUAGACAUUCCCAGGCUCAGAUGGGCGAGAUCCGUCUUCAGACGCUCACUCAAGAGAAUGUUUACUGGCGAGAAUUUGCUCUGGGCGCCGACCGCCGAAGAUUCAGGUCUUACGUGGCAUCAAGACCAUUCGAGGCUGAACAAUCCCCUGAUCAAUCCGCCUUCCAUACUCCUGCGACUGGGUUCAAAUCUGCCGCUAGAUCCACCGCGCGGAUCGUAUCAUCGCCCCUGAUUGCUGUGACUCCGACCAGGGGAGGUGAUCAGAGGAAUACUUCUCCCCUCAAGAGGAGCAUCAAGGGCUCCAUUUUGGACUCGCCUAUCGUGGUGAGCGAUGAGUCCAUGGAUAUGGAUAUUGUGAGCGAUGAGUCCAGGAAGGACCUUCUAUCUCCGCCGCAGGGCGAUAGGCCAUCGGGGCGUGUGGUUGUCAGUUCUUGA